CACAACUUUCAAAAUUUGAUCCCCUCUAUCCUAUUUCCGAAUUUCGUCUUCGGAAUAGUUGUGCACCGUUCUUGUUUAGAACUACCUUGUCAUUUCCUCUUUCCACUUCAAUGCACAUACCGGUCUCUAUCAAAUUUCGUGCGUUUCUUUCAAACAAAGGUACAAAAUCAAUUCUCUUCAAUGGCUUGCGAACAACAAUAAUACCAAGCUGCCGGGGCAACUCAAGUUGGUGACCUGAAUGCAGGACAAGAAUUGGAGUGGGGUUUUUUGACUCCUUCAUUUGGGCAACCUGCAAGAGAGCAUCGAGGCCAGACAAAGAUCCGUCUCCCGGGACAAUUGUGAAAGCCUCGUUCUCAAAAAAAUCCAAGACCGAUUUGCGCAGGUUAUUCUUGUCUCCGCAAUUGUUAACAUGCAACCGCUUUUCCUCGCAUUCUGGUGAAUAGCGCUUGAGAUGACCAGGUGGAGCAAACUGGUUGUCAGAAAUGAACAAAUCAUAACUUGAAGAUUCAAGAGCCCGGAGUGCAUCUUCAGCAGUACAAGCGGUGCUCACAGAAAUAGGGCAGUUGCAAAAAUCGGUGAAAAUAUCAAGUACGGAACGAACAAGCCCCUUUCGGAGCAUCGGCACGUCGUCAGCUACCAAAAUUCGAAAGCAGCCAUCGGCCGAGUAGGGAGAUGGUUGUGGUGAAAAGAUAUAUUGUGUGGAUGACAAAUCAAAAGCUUCCUUCGGAUCCGGCGCGGACUCUACCAUUGCCUUGGCUUCGUGGACAUCCGAGACAACAGGAAUUGUUAUGUACAACACAGUUCCUUUUCCCGGAAGGUCAUCACUGCAGAGGGAUUCCAUCGGUAAUGAUAACAAAUCCGGUGACGAUGAAUUCUUGACGUUCCUCAAAACGCUAGCCAUAUCUUCGUUGCACAAUUCUUGAAAUGCAUCUAGAUCCGUAAGGUUCACCUCGGAACCAAGCGUACUCGCAAGUUGAUGCGCAAGAUGUAGGCCAAAACCGCUAUUCUUCGCACCACUAUUCAUUUUCGACUUCGAUGAAUCAGAAUUAAAUAGUCCAGCCUCUGCAAUAUUAAGGAGUUCUCUGCUGAGGCCUGGACCAGUGUCCGCAACUCCCACGGCCACGUAUUUGACAUCUAUAUAAGAAAGAUCGUCCUCGUCAUCAAAUUGAUGGCUGCUCAUGUUGUCCCUCUCUCCCCCAUCUUUUCUGCUUGUUGGUGAUGACUUUUCUGUAGGUUCCACGGGUAUAGUUUUGCUUUUCGUUUUGCUCUUUACAGGAUCGAUACUUUCCAAGGAGCAAACAAAAGGUUGCACAGCACCCGCCGUCGUAAAUUUGACGGCAUUGCUUAUAAAAUUCGUUAUAAUGCGGACGACUAUAUCUUCAUCCGAAUAAGCUAUCUGAGGUUCCGGCAUUGGUGAGAAAGACAUCUUCACUCCUCUGGUUUGGGCCUUUACUAGCUGCAUCGUCGUCGCUCUAUUUACAAGAUCUUGUAGAUCAAAGAAACCCUUUUUAGUUUCGAAAGAACCAGCUUUGAUCUUUGAGACAUCAAGGAUAUUAUUCAACAUGUUUAAAGAAUAGUUGACGACUUCCUUGUUUUGAUCUAGCAUUUCGCUUACCGAUGACACAAGUGUCUUGGAAGAAAUGGAUGGAUCAUUCUGUAGCGAAGAUGUCAUUUCUGACAUUGCAACCACAGAGGACAGGGCAUUUCGAACUUCGUGGAACACCUGAGCAGAAAUGAGUGCCUGUGCUUUUGCAAAGCUACUCUUGUGUUCCUCUUCGAGUCGCUCGUGUUCAACCCACGCUCCUUGCAUGGCUCUAACAUCGGCCUCGAUGGCUUCUUGCAAAGUGUGAGUUGAAAGACUUUGCUUUUCUUCUGCCAUCACCAUACGACGAGAAAUUGCGUCGCGUAGCUUUUGACGUUCGACGACACACUUGGCUAGAAUUGUAUCCACCAUUGCUUGGUGCUUUUCCUUUAGGUUGCGAGACUCAGUACGAAAUCUUCUUCUUUCCUCCUUGCGUUCAGCAAUGUGUCUCUUCUCCAUCUUCUUUUCCGCCGCGCGAAUUUUUCUCUUUAACUCUUUGACAAAUAUGUGGCCCACAGGAGACAGACUGUCGGCCGAAUCCAUAGAGGUUGAAUUCGCAGUUGAUCCACUUUGAACUGAAGAAGUGUCAUUGUCCCUCGAUGACUUAUCGACUCCACCGCUAGCAUCAUUCACUUCUCUGUGUUCACCAAAUCCGUAACCUGCAGGAUGAAAUUCAUCACUUUUUGGGCUUCUGAUGUUCUGAGCAAUGUCGUUAUGCUGUUGAUCUUCUUCCUCGUCGUCAUCUUCCCAAGAAUCGAAAGAAUCUGUUUCGCUCGAAGAGAGACCAAUGGAUCCAGUUGCUACCGACCAUAGGAUAGUGUCGUACAAAUCACUCACUGACAAGAGAACCUUCGAUUGAGAUGCUUGAAAAUCUUUUUUGCGUUCGGUUCUCUCAACGAGUUCCUUCGUUUUCCUCAGGUCUUCUCGGUCUUGAAUUUCGUCUUUGACAUAAGUAGCAAUCAAUUCCGCCAUUUCAAUCAUAUUCUGAGCCUUGGUAUCAGUGACUUCCUUCUCCCGUUUCUUUUGGUUCUCCAUUUGUUCUUUAAGAUUCCUUAUUUGCAUUUUGAAGUAAGCAUCAGCGGCCUUCUCCUUACUUUCUUGAACCUGGUCUAAUAAUGAGAUAAUCUUCUC
Molecule: messenger RNA, 2713 nt
Organism: Pseudo-nitzschia multistriata
Lineage: Eukaryota; Bacillariophyta; Bacillariophyceae; Bacillariales; Bacillariaceae
Source: the annotation of a GenBank genome assembly